Perca fluviatilis (European perch) is the source of this 2530-nucleotide messenger RNA. Its product is annotated as gamma-enolase. The transcript has 13 exons. The coding region runs from base 134 to 1438 and encodes 434 amino acids. Lineage: Eukaryota; Metazoa; Chordata; Actinopteri; Perciformes; Percidae. Gene Ontology annotation, cellular component: phosphopyruvate hydratase complex. The record is from RefSeq and is a predicted model, not a curated record. Gene Ontology annotation, molecular function: magnesium ion binding; phosphopyruvate hydratase activity. Gene Ontology annotation, biological process: glycolytic process.
AUCUCACCCCCCUCCUCCCCUCCUGUUUUCCUCUCCCUCCCUCCCUCCCUCCCUCUCUCUCUCUCGCUCUGCCUCUCCAGUAUUUUCUCGGUUGCCGUGAAGAAGGGCAGAACACACACACACAGGCGGCAGGAUGUCGAUCGUCAGCAUCGUUGCCAGGGAGAUCUUGGACUCCCGGGGAAACCCCACUGUGGAAGUGGACCUUCGCACAGAGAAAGGUCUGUUCAGGGCUGCGGUGCCCAGCGGAGCAUCCACGGGAAUCUACGAGGCUCUGGAGCUCCGAGAUGGAGACAAGAGCCGCUACAAGGGCAAAGGUGUUUUGAAGGCAGUCGGGCACAUCAACGAUACUCUGGGUCCCGCUCUUAUAGCCUCUGGCAUCAGCGUGGUGGAGCAGGAGCAGUUGGACAACACCAUGAUCGAAAUGGACGGCACAGAAAACAAAUCUCAGUUUGGGGCCAACGCCAUCCUGGGAGUGUCUCUAGCCAUCUGUAAGGCCGGUGCGGCGGAGAAAGACGUCCCCCUGUACCGCCACAUAGCCGACCUGGCAGGAAACACAGAGCUGGUGCUGCCGGUUCCUGCCUUUAAUGUGAUAAAUGGAGGUUCCCAUGCAGGUAACAAACUGGCCAUGCAGGAGUUCAUGGUUCUUCCUGUUGGAGCCGAGUCUUUCAAGGAGGCGUUGAGGAUAGGAUCAGAGCUGUACCAUACGCUGAAGGGGGUGAUCCAGGAGAAAUACGGCCAGGAUGCUACCAAUGUGGGGGACGAGGGAGGAUUUGCUCCCAACAUCCUGGAGAACAGUGAGGCUCUGGAUCUGCUGCAGACAGCCAUAGAGAAGGCCGGCUUCACGGACAAGGUGGUGGUCGGGAUGGACGUGGCCGCCUCCGAGUUUUACCGCGAGGGGAAAUACGACCUGGACUUCAAAUCCCCGCCCGAUCCAGAGAGACACAUCUCCGGAGAGGAGCUGGCUGACAUCUACCAGAGCUUCGUCAACAACUACCCAGUGGUGUCCAUUGAAGACCCGUUCGACCAGGACGACUGGGAAGCCUGGUCCCGUCUGACGGCCCAGGUGGGGAUCCAGGUGGUGGGGGACGACCUGACGGUGACCAACCCUAAGAGGAUAGAGAAAGCUGCGGAGGAGCGAGCCUGCAACUGCCUGCUUCUCAAAGUCAACCAGAUCGGCUCCGUCACCGAGGCCAUACAGGCGUGUAAACUGGCUCAGGCGAAUGGUUGGGGCGUGAUGGUCAGCCAUCGCUCAGGAGAGACAGAGGACACCUUCAUCGCUGACCUGGUGGUGGGACUUUGCACUGGACAGAUUAAGACUGGCGCUCCCUGCAGAUCUGAGAGGCUGGCCAAGUACAACCAGCUCAUGAGGAUUGAGGAGGAGUUGGGCGACCAGGCGCGCUUUGCAGGCCAUAACUUCAGGAACCCCAGCGCCCUGUGAACCUGACACCUGACACACACACACACACACACAAACACACACACACACACACACACACACACACAGACAGACACGACAAACAUGAAACUAGCCAUGCAAAAUGAAAGAUCACACGAAAGAACACACGAGCAAAAGAGCCAAGCAAAAAAUUAAAAAUUAAAUAAAUUAUGCACUGGAUUUAUAGAGACAAUGCUGUAUGCACACACACACACACACACACACACACACACACACACACACACACACACACACACACACACACACACACACACACACACACACACACGCUGACAGACAUGACAAACAUGAAAUGAGCCAUGCAAAAUGGAAAAUCACAUGAAAGAACACACAAGCAAAAGAGCCAAGCAAAAAAUUUAAAAUAAAAUUAAUUAUGCACUGGACUUAUAGAGACGAUGCUGUAUGCACACACACACACACACACACACACACUAGAUUACACAGAUGCAACACACGCUCACGCAAAUGCAAAUGCAGGGGAAUAUCAUAAAAACAUCAAAUUUAUAAGCCAGACAUGCACUGUUACUGUAGUUUUAAAGGAAUAGUUCAUGUACAGCCAGAGGACAGACCUGCAGAAAUAAAGAUUAUUGUUGUAAAAACAGAGAGAUACAUAAGUAGAGAUAUAAUAGAAUAAUGUAGACUGACGCACGCAACUGAAGACUUUCAGCACCAAAAGAGAAAGAUGCACUCGCAGAAACAGCGGUUUCAGGGACUGAGUGAAAAAAAAACUAAAAAAAAAACUACACAAACACAUGAACACUUACACACUCUGCUGUGUCACACUCUCACCUGGACACUGAAGUACCUGCACUCCACCCACUUCUGUCCUCCCCCCUCCCCCUUUUUGUCUCCUUUCUCUUCUCGUCGUGUCUGUUUCUCAGUUUUCUAAAACCCCUCUUUUUCUUCCCGCCCUGAUGUGAUUCUGAUUAUUUGUCCUUUAUGCUUGAAAAAUCCCGCCUUUGUCCUAAAGAAAACGAAAAAAAUAUCUAAAUCCCCUACGUUCAUUCUGUUCCUCCUGAAUGUCAAAUAGAAUAGCUGUGUUGAAAAAAAGAAUAAAGAAAAAUUAAAAACAGA